Messenger RNA from Vitis riparia (riverbank grape), 2469 nucleotides. RefSeq names its product G-type lectin S-receptor-like serine/threonine-protein kinase At1g11410. The transcript is spliced from 7 exons. The coding region runs from base 1 to 2469 and encodes 822 amino acids. Gene Ontology annotation, biological process: recognition of pollen; protein phosphorylation. Gene Ontology annotation, molecular function: ATP binding; protein serine/threonine kinase activity. NCBI's taxonomy places the organism in Eukaryota, Viridiplantae, Streptophyta, Magnoliopsida, Vitales, Vitaceae. The record is from RefSeq and is a predicted model, not a curated record.
AUGUUUCUGCAAUUCUUGCUUCUGCUCCUUGCCCUUCCGUUUUGUACUCCUGCUGACACCAUAACUCCGACCCAACCCCUAAGGGACGGAGACGUUCUGGUGUCAAAAGGAGCACGCUUCGCUCUUGGGUUCUUCUCCCCCAGCAACUCCAGCCACCGCUACGUUGGACUUUGGUAUUACAGUAUUUCAACAACAGUUGUAUGGGUCCUUAACAGAGACGAUCCAAUCAAUGACACCUCCGGAGUCCUCUCAAUUAAUACCAGAGGAAACCUCGUUCUCAACCGCCGAGAUUCUCCUCUCUGGUCCACAAACGUCUCUGUCUCAUCGGUGAACAACACGAUAGCUCAGCUCUUGGACACAGGUAACCUAGUUUUGAUCCAAAAUGAUGGUAAAAGGGUUGUAUGGCAAGGCUUUGAUUAUCCCACAGAUACUAUGCUUCCCUACAUGAAGCUAGGACUUGAUAGGAGAACCGGGUUGAAUCGGUUCCUAACAUCUUGGAAGUCACAGGGUGACCCAGGAACCGGUGAAUACACGCACAAGAUGGGGGUAAGUGGGUCUCCUCAAAUGUUCUUUCGAAAGGGUUUCCAGCCUUUAUGGCGAACCGGCCCUUGGAAUGGUUUAGGGUGGGCGAGUGUGCCGGAGGUGAAUAGUGGCUCCAUAUUCAACACCACUUUUUUGAACAACACGGAUGAGGUCUCUGUGGUAUACACCGUCAUGCAGCCCUCAGUUUUAUCCAGAUUAACGGCGGACAGUAAUGGAUUCCUCCAAUACUACACGGCGCAGAAAUCGGACAGCAAAUGGGUAGCGUUCUGGUUCGCGCCGGCGGAACGCUGUGACACUUAUGGCCGCUGUGGGCCGAACGGCAAUUGCAACCUCAUUACAGCAGACUACUUUGAGUGUACGUGCCUUGCGGGAUUCGAGCCCAAGUCAGCACGUGACUGGUCAUUGGCAGACGGGUCGCAAGGGUGUGUGAGGAUCCAUGGCUCGAGCGUGUGUAGGAAUGGGGAAGGGUUCAUAAAAAUGGCACACGUGAAGGUACCGGACACAUCGGCGGCGCGUGUUGACACGAGCUUGAGCUUGGAAGAGUGCAGAGAGGAGUGCUUGAAUAACUGCAACUGCAGUGCGUACACACGGGCUAGCGUGAGUGGGAGUGGGUGCUUGUCCUGGUAUGGGGAUUUGAUGGACACAAGAGUCCUCAGCGUAGGGGGCCAAGACUUGUUUCUUCGUGUGGAUGCUAUUACUUUGGCUCAAAAUAAAAGAAAGAAAAAUAUCUUUCACAAGAAAUGGUUGAUAGUGAUUCUCACGGUGGGGCUUGCUUUGGUCACGGUUCUCAUGGUCUCCUUAUCUUGGUUGGCAAUGAAGAAGAGAAAAGGUAAAGGAAGACAACAUAAAUUGUUGUUUAAUUUGAACUCGAGUGAUACGUGGCUUGCACACUAUUCAAAAGCAAAGCAGGGAAAUGAAAGUAGGACACCUUCUAAAUUGCAAUUAUUUGAUCUAAGCACUAUAGUUGCAGCAACAAAUAAUUUCUCCUUCACUAAUAAACUUGGACGGGGCGGUUUUGGCUCAGUUUAUAAGGGUCAAUUAUCUAAUGGACAAGAAAUAGCUGUGAAAAGAUUAUCAAAGGAUUCAGGGCAAGGAGUAGAAGAAUUUAAGAAUGAAGUCACCUUAAUUGCAGAACUCCAACACAGAAAUCUUGUGAAGCUUCUAGGUUGUUGUAUUGAAGAAGAAGAGAAAAUGCUAAUCUAUGAGUACAUGCCAAACAAAAGCUUGGACUCUUUCAUUUUUGAUGAAACAAAAAGAUCAAUGUUAACUUGGGAGAAGCGCUUUGAAAUCAUUAUUGGAAUUGCCCGAGGGAUCUUAUAUCUUCAUCAAGACUCAAGAUUAAGAAUCAUACAUAGAGAUCUAAAAGCAAGCAAUGUUCUAUUAGAUGUUGAUAUGAUCCCAAAAAUUUCAGAUUUUGGUAUGGCUAGAUUAUUUGGUGGGAAUCAAAUUGAAGGAAGCACAAAUCGGGUAGUUGGGACAUAUGGUUAUAUGUCACCUGAAUAUGCAAUGGAAGGACUAUUUUCAAUAAAAUCUGAUGUAUAUAGCUUCGGGGUUUUGCUAUUAGAGAUUAUUACUGGGAGAAGAAACACAACUUAUUAUUGUGGUAGCCCCUCCUUCAACUUAGUUGGAUAUGUUUGGAGCCUAUGGACAAAAAGCAAAGCCUUAGACAUAGUAGAUCUAUCACUAGAAAAGUCAAAUCAUACAAAUGAAGUAUUGAGAUGCAUCCACAUUGGACUCUUAUGUGUGCAAGAAUUCGCAAUAGAUCGACCUACCAUGUUGACAAUUAUUUCCAUGUUGGGUAACAAUUCCACUCUUCCUCCUCCUAAUCAGCCUGCAUUUGUUGUGAAACCAUGUCAUAAUGAUGCAAACUCACCUAGUGUAGAAGCUUCUAUAAAUGAGCUAACAAUAACUAUGGAUGCACGUUAA